AUGUCGAUCAAAAUAACACGUAGCUUGAUUCUCCAACUUAUGGAUCAUAUCAGUGGCAAAAGCAACAAGCCAACACCACCUCCGCCAUCUUACGAAGACAAGAUCCAGCCAACAAUGGGCGAUCCAUACCGAUGGCUUGUUUAUCCUGGAGCAACCAAUGCACUAGAGUUGUUGGACGAAAUGGGUGGUUCUAUGGAAGAGCCAAGUGUACUUCGUAUUACUGGAUAUGGUAUGACGAGUGAGGCCAUUUGUGCACGGCACGGCACUGCAACAUGGGUGGGCCAUCCUAUCAUGCGAUUCGUCGACUCUGAACAUGUGCAGAGAUUAUGUUCUGGAUUGUGCGAGGCGUACAAAUCUGAUAGAGCUGUAGCAUUAAACGACAUUCGCUGCAUUGAGCCUUAUGAUCAAACCUUUCACGUUAUAGUGACACCAACUACUGAUGAAGGUUUCCUUUGUGUACUUUCACCGGUGUUUACGAGCUGUACAACCAUCGUUACUUCUUUCAAUAUGGUGGGCGAUCAUUUGCAGUUGCUAUUCAAGGCAGGGAUACGACAAGGUGUUAUCGUGGUUGCUUCAUGGUUGAGUCCCUUUAAAAUACUACAAUGGUUUUUGCGGUGUAGUAUCGCCCUUUUAUUUGCAUACAUCAAUGAUCACAAUAGUAGCCAUCAACGAUCCUACUCCCCAUGA
Molecule: messenger RNA, 687 nt
Organism: Lichtheimia ornata
Lineage: Eukaryota; Fungi; Mucoromycota; Mucoromycetes; Mucorales; Lichtheimiaceae
Exons: 1
Coding region: 1-687 (228 amino acids)
Source: RefSeq, a predicted model, not a curated record